Molecule: messenger RNA, 1674 nt
Organism: Coniosporium apollinis CBS 100218
Lineage: Eukaryota; Fungi; Ascomycota; Dothideomycetes
Exons: 6
Coding region: 1-1674 (557 amino acids)
Biological process (GO): endocytosis; intra-Golgi vesicle-mediated transport; endoplasmic reticulum to Golgi vesicle-mediated transport
Cellular component (GO): Golgi apparatus
Molecular function (GO): metal ion binding; GTPase activator activity
Source: RefSeq, a predicted model, not a curated record
AUGUCGCGACGCCCGAACCCGGCGGCGGACCGCGCUGCCCAGAACCAGGCGACACUCAAGAGCCUGACGAAGCUUGAAGGCAACAAGAGCUGUGCGGAUUGCAAGCGGAAUAAGCACCCAAGAUGGGCGAGCUGGAACCUAGGGGUAUUCAUCUGCAUCCGAUGCUCUGGGAUACAUCGUGGCAUGGGGACACACAUCAGCAGGGUCAAGUCCGUGGAUUUGGACUCUUGGACAGACGAACAGCUACAGAGCAUGCUGCGGUGGGGCAACGCAAGAGCAAACAAAUACUGGGAAGCCAAACUCGCUCCAGGCCAUGUGCCGUCAGAAGCCAAGAUGGAGAACUUUAUUCGGACAAAGUACGAAUCGAAGCGAUGGGUAAUGGACGGUGGCAUGCCAGACCCCGCGACGCUCGAUGCUGACGCAGACGACGAUGUGCCGUUGAACGUUGUACAGGAGAAGGCGAAGAUGGAUCGUUCCAAUUCACAGCGGGCAGCAGCGACAUCGAGUCAGCCACGACAGUCAUCAGCUAGCCGCGCACCGAAUAUUGACCUCUUUGGAGAUGACACAGCGUCUGCACCGCCCCGACCGAGCACUACAGAGCCAUCCAUUACUCGACCGCCACCACCCAAAGGAGAGCCAGCUGCGCCCAAGCAGACAAAGCCCGGCGACUCGCUUUUGGGCCUGGACUUCUUCGGUGGCACGCAGUCUGCGCCUCCACCACGGUCUUCAACCACUACGGCCGUACCAAACGCAUCUGUCCCCUCAAGACCUGACCUGAAACAAUCCAUACUAUCCCUUUACGCGUCUACCCCGAAACCAGCUGCCGCCCCACCACAACCACACCAUCAGUCAGCCGGAUCUUUUGGAGGCCUGCAGUCGCCUUCCACGCAACCACCGCAAGCACAGCAAUCCGCGUUUGGAGGCUUGAGCGAUGCCUUCAGUGGCCUAAGUUUCGCGUCGCCCGCAACCCAGCAGCCAAAACCCUCGCCCUUUGCUGGCCUUACCAGUGCCUCGAGUCAGCGCUCUGCAGCAGCCGCUCCGAGCAUAAGCGGCGGCGGCAGUUUCUUCGAUGCCCUUCCGAAAGCUACGAAGCCAGCUGCCGCGCCACCGCCAUCACAAAGAACGUUCAGCUCCUCCAGCGGUUUCGGUGACUUCGCCUCCGCUACAUCUCCAAUCAGUGCGGUGCCUCCCAAGCCUUCUGCCACUGGCGGCAUGGAUGAUCUCUUCGGUUUCGCGGCUCCUGCGCCACAGCCAUCCGCUCCACCUAAGCCUCCUGUUUCUCAGCCGUCAGCGAGUCUGAACUCUGCAUUCAACCUUUCAGCACCUGCACCUCUUUCGCAGCCGCAAGCCCCGCCAAAACCGGCGCCGCCCUUAACCACGAAUUACUCCAGUGGACUGAACAUGGAUCCCUGGGGCUCGACCGAAGCCUGGAGCAGCAACACGACUACUCAAGCCCCCUCUGCGGCCCCUACCGCAUCAAGUACCAACAACUUCGGAUGGGGCGCUAGCGGUGGCACCGCUAAGCCGGCUCCGACGCAGGUGAGCGCUGAUGAGGAUUUUGGCGGCUGGAGCAGUGCACCAUCCGCUACAUCUCCGGUAAAGACGACCAGCAAGCCAUUGAAGCCGGCAGGUGGCUUCACGAGCGAUGAUUUGUUUUCGAAUGUUUGGGAGUAA